This is a messenger RNA of Exaiptasia diaphana, 20117 nucleotides long. RefSeq lists its product as uncharacterized. The coding region runs from base 1 to 19731 and encodes 6576 amino acids. The transcript is spliced from 11 exons. Gene Ontology annotation, biological process: lipid transport. Gene Ontology annotation, molecular function: protein binding; lipid carrier activity. The record is from RefSeq and is a predicted model, not a curated record. NCBI's taxonomy places the organism in Eukaryota, Metazoa, Cnidaria, Anthozoa, Actiniaria, Aiptasiidae.
AUGUCCUUCAAUUUUUCCAAGGUYGACGUGACGCCAGUYGCACARGAAACCRAUCAGAAYSCACUUCACACCCUUCGUCUCCAUGUCUAUCAGCCUCGAAUGAGAAGAGUCCRGGGGGACCRUGUACUUGUYARUCAUCCUGUGAACGAGGAGCUUGAACGACARCUGUCCAAKCCAUUCUACUUCCGGCAAUACGGGCAUGGUUCAGUYCUUGAUGCUUUCUUYCCAAAAUAUGAUGWUCCUAAAGUCAUUGCUCUCAAGAAAGGUAUAGCUGGAGCAUUUCAAGUACAAUUGAAAUCCCUUGAAGACAAAAGUCGUAGACAAUUUCAAGAGCACGACGAUUCAGGCGUUUACUUGUCAAAGUACACAACUCUACACUCCAAUGAUACCCAUGCUACAAUCAGGAGAGAAUGGACCAACAAAGACUACGUACUGUUUGCCGAUGGUACACCAGCGAAAGGAGAACACAAAGUUCAAUCACAGCAUACUGCUACAGUACAUAUUGGACAUGGCCAAAUAUUCAAAGUCCACCGUGAGCACAAUGGCAUUUUCGAGAAUCCAAAGGGUAAUCCAAGAGCAGAAAAUUACCCUAAGUUCCAAGAGAGUGAACAAGAUAUUCAAGUACUCACCAGUGGAUAUAGUAAGUUGAAUCUAAUAAGAUGUGAAGAUUAUCCAAACUCUCAUCAUCAUCAUCGAUCUAGAAGAGAAACAGUGAUGAAAGACGCCGCCCACGAGCAAGAAAUUCAAGGUCUUUACCGUGAUGAACUGGUGUUUAAAGACGCUCAUAAAAUCGAUUGGAAACACGUCGGUGGUGAAAAGAUGACCUUCAGACCUUUCUAUAACUUGAUGAGGUGCUUCACUGAUCAAACUGUUAAAGAAAGUGACAUAGGAGAUUGUGUGAUGGAGAUUCAUAAACUAGCCAAAUACGAUAGCAGUUUGUUUAAACAUAUUUGCCAUCUGGUUUUGGGGAGAAUCCACCAGAACGUGACCUCCUGGUCUGUGCUGGUGAGUAUAUUAGCAGGUCAUGGCAGUCAACAUUCACAAGAUGUACUUGCCCGAGCCCUAAUGUCUGAAUACCCACGAAAGUUGACACUAGACGAAUACGAGGCUCUUUUAGAAGGCAUUUUCUACAUACCUAAAGGACCUCUUCACAGAAAACUAUUUGAUGCUCUUCUUCAGCAUGCAAAAAGAGACAGCAACCAUGGACACCAGUCGCCAAUGGCAAUGUUGGUUCUUUCAGGCUUAGUAAAACGGGCAGAGGCUGCUGGAUAUAAUAACUCGCUAUCGGAUAUUGUUGUUCAAGUGAUUCAUCGCAGUUAUAAUAACAAAUCAAAUGUCUACCAUCCCGAAAGCGAAGAGCACGAAACAUUCUUGAGAAACCAUAUAUGGGCCUUUGGUAAUCUUGGACAUCUGUCUGGACUCAGCACUAUGCUUCAACAUGCAAACCACGAUAGUUCAGGAAUCAGGUCAGCUGUUGUUUCAGGCAUGCGUAAAUUACCAGCAGAACACGUGGACAAGUUUCUGUUGAAUACCCUUCUCAAGGAUGAGCGAAAUGACGUUAAAGCUGCUGUGAUGGAAGUUUAUAUUGAGCGCCAUCAGGAUUUGAGUAAUGAAAUAGUUGAAGCUCUUGAACAUGCUUUUUGGCAUGCUGAGGAAAACGAUGUACUUGAUGAGAUGGUACAGACAUUUCUGGAAAAUCAUCACAACCACCCCAAAGCGAAGCACGUUAGAAAAAGAAGACAUAUUCUAAGACGGCAAAAGCGUGCUUUGAUCCCAGCCCAGCUUAGGCCACGAGAGAUUGAACUUGGACCUAAUAGAAGGUGGCUAAAAACUUUUGGUGGUAAAUUUCUAGGGGCCGAAUGCGCCAUUCUAUUCCGCAACCAAGUUAACCUGAGAAUAGGAAUAUUUGGCGGGAAUUUCAAGGUGGACUUAACCAAUUACGCGAGGAUAAAUGCCCAUAUCUUGAAAUGGGACUUUGACAUUGUCAAUGGUAAAGCAGCCUUCAAAGCUUCGGCAAGUUUCAAGAAUGACAUUCCUAAAGAUCUCAUCCACACAGUUGCCGACGCAGGUGACUAUAUUUUUUCUAAAGUAGAUGGCAUUACUAACAUCAUCUUAGAGCACAUAGAAAAGUUCAAAGAAAAGCUCAAGAGCCUCGUCCCACUGAAUAUACAGAAGUUGAUCGAUUUUGUAGACAAGAUAGCGAAGUUUGUCGAAAACCUCUACAAAACUUUAAAGCCGAUUAAUGUCAUGAAGAAGAUACUCAGUCUGGCUAAAAAGAUCGAUGAACCAUUGAAGAAAUGGGAGUGGUUCGUGAAGAACGUCAGAAGUAUUCAAAUAACUCUCAACAAAUUGACGGUCGUCGAUAAUGUGUUUAAAAAAGUAAUGGGAGCACUAAACAAAAUAAUGAGCAUCAUCAACAGCAUCAAACUCCGUCUACCACAUGGCUUACCGCCAAACUUUAAAAUCGAGGAUUUGUUGAAAUGGCUGAAGUCUGUAUCAAUUGACCUUCACGACAUCAAAAUUAAAGAAUUUUUCAAGUCCCUUGGACUGAAGUUUGUUCCCAAAGGAUUUCAUCUACAGAUGCCUUUCAGAUUUUCAAUGCACUUUUCAAUUUCGAUGGAUAAGUUCAUUGAUAUCUGUAUGAAAAUUAUUAAGUUUUCUAAGAACUUUCUAGACUUGUCUUCACUUCUGGAUUCACUUGAAAAUACCAGACUUCCACGUUUGAAUCUACCAAGACUCGAAGCAAAGUUUCCAAUUCAGCAGGUAAAAUGGUUCAACUUUGGACUAAGCUUCGAUUGGAAAAUCAACCUGAGGUUUGACCUUGACCUGAAAAACCCAAAUUUCCUGAAGUUUUUUAAUGUCCUUGGCAAACUUAGUGACUUCUUCAAAAGAUUUAAGCUGUCGUCAUUCAAUCUGAAGCAGUUUUUUUAUGUAGAUAUCAUGACAAAUAAUACAUCGGAUCUGUCUAAACUCUUCCCGGAACUGUUUGGUAAAAACGGUAGCUCAACUGCUGUUGGUCCAGCUUAUGUUUUACAAGACUUUUUUUACAAAGUUCUUAAAUUGCUUGAUUCAGCUGUGCCGAAUAUAACUGCCAUUAGCGAUAUAACAGACUUCUUUAAAGAGCUCGGCCCAGAAAUGAAGGAAUUUGCGAAAAACAGUGCCAAGAAAAUUUGUAGCGUCUACAAAAUUGCUUUAAAUUCGUCUCGCGACUUAAAGACGUUUGGAGAAAACAUCAAAAAACAAGGAAUAGCAAUACUAAAGACGGUAGACAAUACAACCCAAAGUGCCCUUAAAGAACUCGUACAAUACACUGUGAUGAUUGAUAGACUAAUUAAUGAUAUUGAGAAAAACUUCACUUUAGCAAAUCGUGGUUUUGUGUCGAAGUCCUUGAAGGAGCUAUCGAAAAGCCUACGGGUAAUCCAGUCACUUUCAGAUAAAGUUGUACAAUUUGCAAAUGGAACAUCAGUUAAAUCUAAUGGAGUUUGCAACAAAGGAGAAGACCUCUCAACAAAAAUAAUUGAUGAUGUCCAAAUUGUCUCAAGACAAGCGUUGUUAGAGCUAACAAGUUUCAUCGGUCCUGUUUCUCAAAAAAUAAAAGGCAUUGGACAAGAUCUUAAACUAGCGGUCAACAAUAUAGAAGCGUGGUACAAAGAGAAUAUGGAUGUUCAAUUUGGAAAAAUAUCAAAAAUCGCUCGUCUUGUUGCCGAUUUCAGGUCCAUUUUAAACACACAAAAAGGAUUUUUUGGGAAAGUCCAUGAGAUCGCUGUUAAAGUUAAUAAUAUUCUAACACACAUGAAGAACAUCCCUGCUUAUGCUCAGAAGGCUAGUGAAAGUACAGACGAUAUAAUUAAAUUUUCUGGAAGUGCACAAAAGUUCAAGGACGAUAUCGAGAAACUCGAUAUAAGAAAAGAGUUUCGUGUGAGCUAUGAUCAAAAAGUUCUUGAAUAUUGUGUCAAGGUCAAGAAAAUGGCAGAUGAAACGCUGAAUAAAAUCGGUGCUCACGAUAUCGCUGAUGAAGUAAACGAGUUUUUCACCGAGGAGGCUGAAAAAGUUAUCACAACAGCAGGAUCUAAGCUUCACCGAAUAAAGCAACCAAUCGAAGAAAUCAGAACGGACUUGAAGGAAAUAUCUGUCAUGGUGAAUAACGUCAUCGAUGUAAUGAUAAAUCUAAAGCCAUUCAGCAAUAACUUUUCACCGAUUUUGGCCACUGUUCAUAAACUCCCGGAUUGUCAGCAAGCUGUCCAAAUUCUAAUUGAAAGUACAAAUCCUUGUGUUCAGAAAGCGAUGGUUGUUGGAAAGAAUACCAUUGGUAAAUACAAAGACAUGCGCAAAGAAGUGGAAAUAUUACACGGCAUGAUCCCUGACACGUGGAGAAGUCUUAAGAUCCAAAAAUGUAUAAAAGGAAGUGCUUGUAUUCCAAGGACAUUUAUUGACCAAGCCAAAGUUAUCCAAGGAAAAGUCGAAAAGAUUAAAAAAAGUUAUGAAGAGGCUAAGGGGUAUACUGAUAUGCUUGGUACCUGUCGAUCUGGUUUGGAUAAAAUCACUCAAGUCAUAAGUACUGUCAAGUUGUUAAUUCAGCAAAAAAACGAUUUUAAGUUGAAAAAUGACGUGGAAAAUAUAAAGUAUAUGCUGAUGAAUAUAACUGGGCAAACGUUUGCUCAACCUAGUGGAAAUCCGUAUAAUAGAUCAAAAAGAAGUAUUAAAGAUGAGAACGUUAAAAUCACACGCGUCAUGGAUUACGUUCAAAAAGCAAAGGAGACGAGGCAGAAGCUUGGAGAAACAUUGAAAAAUACGUUUAAAUCAAUGAAGUCCGUUUACGACAAUCCGAUCUUAGAUCACAUUGAAAUGGCAGAAGAUGUCAGUAAGAAAGUCAAUACGUCAUAUGAACUUUGGGCGAAGACCAAAGAUGCCAACGCUAUCCUUCAAAGUCUUGGCAAUCUCAUCAAGGAAUCAUCGGACUACGCAACGAAAAUGACUGCAAUCACUAAUGGAUUUUCGAGUCCAGUUGUGAAACUACUCACAGACACCGGAGAGCUUAGUGAUGUCAUAAAACCGUACAUGUCCAAAUACAUUGGUGAAGUUGAGGAAGCCACUCAUAAGAUCAACGGGUUUUUCAACAAAGUAACUGAAUUUCAAAACAAAAUCCAACUUCGUCAAAGGGGUCUCGAGCUGUCUCAAUAUAAGAAGUGGAGUGAGUAUCCAUACUGCUCAGCUGAAGCUUGCCUGCGACCCAUUAGAAGGUCAUCAUCGCUGUACUAUGACACGAUCUUCACUUGGAAGUUUCCUCAUCUGGAUGACCUCUCAUCUAUGAAGGAUACUGGUCGGUGGCUCACACCAGGGCUAUUUGACGAUUAUAAAGUCGAAGGCAUCACUAAACUCUCUAACUCGGAGAUUCUAUUGGGUAUGCACGGAGUAUCAUCGAACAAGGGCAAAGCAUCGUUAUUGGUUGUCACAGAUCUUGAACGAGAUUCUGUCAAGAAAAUCAUCCAGUUAGGAAGUCCUCAGUCUCCCUUUACGGUCGCAAUUGGUGGGAUUACUGUUGCUAAAGAUACCAUAUGGAUAGGCGAUGGCGAGUCUAACAAAGUCCAUCGUAUUAGUAAAGGAUCAGUUACUGGAAGUAUGGGAUCUGCUGCUCCCUCAUGGAUUCCAAUUGCUAAAUCUUACUCUGUUCAAGGCAUUGGAACGUCUGUGUCUUUUGAUGAGCAGAAGAAAAUGCUAUGGAUUACGGAUGGCAACGCAGGGAAAGGAUAUGGCUAUCGCCUAACAGCGUCAGGGGAUUUACUACCUGAGGGACUAGCUCCAGACAAGGUUUUAGUCAUUGGUAAAGAUGCCCAGGGUAUGGCCAUAGUAAGGCAGUUCGGUACAGAGUAUGCAGUCGUCUCGCGAUGUGUGGUUCGGGCGGGAUAUCAAUGCAAGCUUGAAUUCCACGAUCUUACGGAUGGACAUGAACUGGGAAAGAAUUCGUUAUCUAGGGCAGUACGCACACCAUCUGGUCUAGAAUCAGUCAACAAGGCUAGAGACGAUCUCUUGGUCAUCGUAUUCUCAAGUGGAACGUACAGCGAAAAGGAUAAGAUCGAGAGUAUUGGAGGAGAUUUUGAAGACAGAUAUUUCCGUAUGAAACUCCCUAUUCUUAAGAUGACAUUUAGAAUUGCAGAGAACUGCCUCAGGUUAACUGUUAUGGGAGAUGGGAUUAUCGGACCUCAAAAAUUAUUCCCUAUCGGUAAUUUGCGCUGUGGUGCAUUACGCAAACGAAGUAUACAGGACGAGCUCCUGGAGUCCGAUGUCUACUCCCAAGAGCUUGAAGAAGUUUAUAGAAGAACAAGGAGAAGCUCUGGAGAAGUAUUGCCAUGCACAGGACCAUUCCGAGGCAAUUUGAUAAAAACACAUCACAAGUUUAUGCCUGACAUUGAUCAAUUCAUUCCUAUUUUCGGUAUCCCGAUAAAAUUACACGCCGGUGCUGGAGGACAUUGGGCUGUGGACUAUCAUCGCACAGUAUGUGUGAAAGAAAGGACGUUUAAAAUGGGGCUUAUUCCAGGUGCUUGGAUAACAGUUACUUUUGGCGUUAGUAUAUCUCUCCUUAUUGUCGAGGCAGGAAUAACAACCGAAGCGACUCUGCUUAAGACAGAUCUCAUCCCAGAGUUAACAGUAAAGAUAGACAAAUGGCCUCUCAAAGCAUGCAUCGAACUCAAAAUGCAGAUGACUCCUUUAAAGAUUCGAGUGUGGUUGUGGUAUCGUUUCAGACUUUGUAUAACGGUUCGGUGCGGAAUCAUUUGGAUUUUUCCUGUAAUUAAAUGGUGCAGUAAGAACACCCUUGCUGAGUGGUCGUUUUCUGCGAGGACAAUCGAACGCCAGCUUUUUAGUACAUGCAAAAAAGAUGUCGACAGAACUCCACCUGUAGCUGGUACUUGCACUGCUAGACAAGUAGGAGACAAAGCGUACUUUGUUCAGUGGCAUGGUUUCAAAGACGAUAGACAUAUAAAUCGUUACUGGGUUAAAAUUGGAUCUAUUUCGGGGUCUGGUGAUGACUAUGGGGCAAACGUUGGCAUUGCACUAAGUGUCGUGGUCAGAGAUCUCCCUAUAAUGGAUGGAAGAGAUGUAUUCGCUAGUGUAAGAGCCACAGACGAUGGGGGACUUGACAGUAGUUUGUCUCUUUGUCCGGUCUUUCGAGCUAAACGACUUGGACCAAAAAUUCUCUUUUUGUACGAUGGAUCUCAGAUCAGUGUAGAUAAAGAUUUCCAGUCUGACGAUUAUGUCAUGGGUCUCAAUUUUGAAUGGAACAAUGCAGAAGAACAAUGGAACAAAAAUAAAAUAGUUGACGUCAAAUGGGGUAUCUCCAGCUCUUCGAAAUGCACUUUUAAUGAAAGAGAAUUAGACAUUUAUGGCUUGGUUCCUGUUGGGGAGACGAAGUCCAUCCAAACAUCAGGACUCAAACUAAAACAUGGUUUUAAAUACUAUACAAGAAUCAUUGCUACCAACUCUGCUGGUUUACGAACAGUAAUGUGUAGUGAUGGAAUAACUAUAGACAAAACCCCUCCAAUCGCUGGAAGUUUCUAUGACGGAGAAGGAGAAACAGAUGUUGAUUUUAUGCCUUCGACAAAACGAGUUCGCGCAACAUUCGAGCCUUUUACUGAUAGAGAAAGCCCAUUGGUCAAAUACGAGUGGAAAGUUGUGAAAUACAUCAACCUUAAACGCAUCGAUGUAACACCAUUUGUUAAUAUACUUCUUUCUCAAAGGACUCCACUUAUGGAAAAUCUUGAUCUUCAGCUUGGGCAAAGAUAUAAUCUUGUUUUGCGCGGAACAAAUUCUGCAGGAUUGCAGACAACAAAAGAAUCCAAUGGAUUUUUUGCUGACAUCACCAGUCCAACUUGUAAGUCUGUGCUGGAUGUUGUUAGCAUYAACGAUAGCUUAGAUGUUGAUUUUGUGCGACAACUAAAAAGUAUACAAGCAAAGUGGAGCUGCAUGGAUCAAGAAAGUGGCAUYRCAAAGCAAUUYAUUGCUGUUGGGACUUACCCGGGAGGCGAUGAUGUCAAACWGUUUGAAAACAUGCAAAACACUAGCAUAGUSCAGUUGGRGCAMRSCAGCUUUGCAAAGRUUGUCAAUCUUGARRUCAAGCCAAAMAUACGAUACCAUGUUACUAUCAAGGCCUACAAYGGGGUCGGAYUUCGUCGAACGGUAACUUCUGAUGGUAUUCUAAUAGAYAMAACUCCUCCSUCKGUGGCUUUGCAGUAUAUCAAAGAYGGCUUCCAAGGAAAAGACGUAAAUUAUACCAGUGAACGAUUUAGCUUUAGUGCUCAUUGGAAACAAGCCUUUAUCGAUGCAGAAAGUGGUAUGGCCGAGUUUCGUAUAGGACUGGGUAGUGCUCCUGGAGCUACAGACGUCAAACCACUGAUAAAAAUUGGAAAGGCAACAAGGGCUACGUUAAGGGGACUGAUACUAGAUGCUGGUCGAAAGUAUUAUGUUACAGUGGUCGGUUGYAAUGGAGURCAGAUGUGCAUCAAUGGAAGUAGUAACGGYGCCGUUGUUGAUUUUGUACCRCCBCACACUGGCUUAGUGAUUACCGGCUAUACUGGACCACCUGUUGUYUUCCAGUGGAUWACUAAAUCCGUUUGGGCUCGAUGGAACUGGUGCUCCGAAGACAAGAAUAGAUCGACWGRAAUAAUYRAUCSUUCGAAGUGUGCAAAAAAUAMSUUCUAUGAUGUGCACUCUGGUAUMACUAGUUUUGGGCUGUCAGUAGGCACAUUWUCYAGUGASGAAUUUCUAUAUGCUUUUACUGAAGUCGGYAAAGUUCARAUGAGYGGGAGAUCGAUUGAUUUGGAAGAYRGCGUUUAUACCGUUGYAGUWMGAGCAAAAGAUAAAGCUGGGAUGRCAGCARAUGGCUUAUCCAACACUUUCAUUGUGGACAGYAGCCCUGUAAAGAUCAUCAAYMUUCAACAUGGACACCAAGGUACGACAAUCAAGUAUACCAAAGACCAUGAGUACCGAUUUCAAGCGUAUUUUGAGYUGGAGGAUGAUUUGUCUCGGGUCUUCGGCUUUCAAGUCUACGUGGGCAGCUAUCCMGGAGCAGAUGAUGUGAGUGCUUCUAAAGAUAUCAAAGUUUUACGGCCACCAUACAAUCUUGCUAUGAACUGGACUGCGGAAAGRUUUACAAAACUUGAAAACAAUAGAAAAUACUUUAUUACAGUCCUUGCUUCAAAUGGAGCUGGUUUGGUUGGGAGUGGAUCUUCACAAGCACUCUUCUCAGACACAGAACCACCAAAGCAUGCCAUUGUACUUGAUGGSUGGGGAAUGGAAGACGUGAAAUAUCAAAGCUAUUCAUCAAUAUAUCGAGCACAUUGGUAUGGAAUGAGUGAUUUCUCUGGUAUACAUUCAGUUUACCUUGGGUUAAAGAGUACAUUGGGCAAACAWGAUUGUGAUGUCAGAGUUUACGAAAUUGUCCCUAAURACGUCAACAACCAUGUUCUAUUUGGCCUCAAUCUGAAAUCUGGCUCUAAAUAUUUUGCUUGUCUUAAAGUCGUUGACAAUGCUCAGAAUGUUGCUUACUUCUCAUCGAAUGGAGUGAUAAUUGACACCAGUYCUCCAGUUCCUGGAAAAGUAAUCGAUGGUAUUGAGGCGGAUAUUGAUGUGCAAACAGAUAGCUCUAUUUUGUGGGCAACUUGGAGAAACUUCAAAGAAGUGGAAACUGAGAUUGUCAGAUAUAUGCUUGCUUUCGGUACGUCACCGGGCARCGACGAUAUACAAGAAUUUACUAAUGUUGGGCUUGUCCAGAACGCUGCAAGCACACGUUUGAGAGUKUCUAAACUAACUAGUGGUGAGCGAUAUUACGCUACCGUUAUAGCACUAAACAGUGUUGGAAUAAAAAGCACUCCCGUUUCUUCUAAUGGCGUUAAAGUCGAUGCAACUCCCCCAGUGUUUGUUAUUCGCGUGACACAUGGCUCCGGAAAGGGUAAAGUUGACAAAUUCACAGGACUUCAAUCACUGGAUAUCUAUUGGAAGUGUGUUGACAAUGAAACAGGCUUGAACUCUGUUGAURUAGCGUUUGGACUUCAGCCAGGAUCGCACGACGUUAUGAAUUUGACAAAUGUACCAGCUCAUCAAACAAAAUAUACUUUGCAUUCCAACCUUCAGCUUGGAYUAAGAUAUUUUGCUACCGUUAUUUGCAAGAACAAAGCAGGKCUCAAGUCGAUAUCAUCGUCGGUUGGUGUAGUUUAUGACAAUACCCCUCCCCAAGGGCUAAAUGUUUUUGACGGUGACUAUCAAAAUUGUACAAGUGAGAUGACAGUUCAGUGGAAAUUCAUUGACAUCGAGAGUGGGAUCUCAARWUAUCAAAUCUUURUAGUUAACUCURACCAGUCUUUCCAGCAAGGACCAUACGAAUUUACGGGCAAUGUCAAAUCAGCAUCAAUUUCUUUUAAGCUUCCGCUUGAAUUUGGUAAAAGAUAUUAYACUAAUGUCACUGCKUAUAACGUUGUAUGGAUGMAAUCAUCACUACUUUCAGAUGGAUUCAUUAUUGAUAAUACUGCGCCAACUUGUAAAAAUGUAUGGCAYGGUAACAAAGARAUUCAACGUUUCAUCGGAAUUACAAGUACUCUUCUUAUUUCAUGGGAAUGCGCUGAAAAUGAAUCUGUAAUCACCCAGGUUCGCUUUGCAGUACAAGAUAUGAGCAAUCAACAUUUCGUAUUGCCRUUCCAUUCCAAGAAAGAAAAGCUGAAUGCAACAGGGACAACUUUGGUGACUGGAAACGGAAAAUGGCUUCCUAAAUACGAAGAAGGAAAGAAGUAUCGAGUUGGUAUAGAACUUACAAAUAAAGUUGAUCUAAAGUCUACUUUCUGGACAAAUGGGGUCCUCGUAGAUAGUACACCWCCAGUUGCGAAUAAUUUAAAGCUGAAAUUCAAUCCURYWAGUAAUACCAUYGAUGCUAGCUGGAAGCUAAAAGAYGAGCAAAGUGGGAUAGCCUCUUUAACUUGGGGUCUGGGAACAAGAUCUGRAGAUCCUAACAUUGUUAAUSAACAGAAAAUUGACAAAGCAACCUCUGCUUUGAGGUUAGGUCAAUCUCAAGUUCAAGUUCAACAAGGAAAAUCUUAUUWCUUUUUCUUGUUUCCGACUAACAAUGCUGGBCUCUCAAGUAAGGCAGUGUCAAAUGGAAUCGUAAUUGAUAGAUCUCCACCAAAAGCUGGAAUCGUUAUAGCACAGUAUGCUUUACCUCUAAACUACGAUAGAAAUAAAGAUAAAGUUCCUGGAUCUUCUUUGAGUGUGUCGUGGACAGGCUUCCUAGAYGAGGAAAGUGGRAUAGCAGAAUACGGUUGGGCAGUUGGAASCGKCUUGGAAACUGUACRAAACCUUGAUGAUAGUUAUUUCACGGACAUUCCAGUCAAYCAGUCAAUUGGUGGUGUACAAAUCUAUAAUUUUACUCUAGUUGGRAAUACAACGUAYUUUGUGUGUAUCAGAGCAACGAAUGGAGCUGGACUGCAAAGGACUAACUGUUCAAAUGCUAUGAWAGUCGUACUUGGCAAGUUUUCUGCAGGCAUUGUUAAUGACGGACCCAUGAAUUUUAARAAAGAUCUGGACUUUCARCUUGAUGAUAGAGCCAUAUGGGCACAUUGGGAUGGAUUUGAAGAUCCUGUGUUUGGUGUGUCUGAUUACGAAUGGUGCAUUGAUGACCAUCAGCCAGUACCCUCUUCAAACUUCUUGUGUAAAUGGUCUUUUAUGAAAGUUAACCAUCUUCGCAAAUAUGCUCACCGMUUUUAUAACAUCACACUUUCUCAKGGGAGAACUUAUUACGCAACAGUAAGRGCCUUYAAUAGCAGAGGAGAAAGUGUUUACUCGACAUCAGAUGGUGUUUUAGUUGAUCGAAGUAUCCCAUAUGGAAAUGUAAUCCAARUAUCACCAACUACUGGYAAAGASACGCUAUUCAUAAGCUCUCUCUCUCCACCAACUAUCACGUGGGAAAUGGAYGAUMAAGAAAGCGGCAUAAGCUWUUUUACAGUCGGUGUCGGAACGUAUCCAAACCAWGACGACCUAKUGCAGUUUACAAGACUUARCAGCCUGCAGAGAUCUGUUGAUCUUGAUGACCUGAACUUCACCAUGUCACAUGGUCUCUCMUUCKUCGUARCAGUUACUGGUUACAACAUGCUUGGUUUAAGAUCAACUUUGUCUUCACAGCAAGUUGUAGUCGACUUGACACCACCAGAGUCUGGUGUUGUCUACGAUGGUAAUAGCACAUAUCAAAUUGAUGGCCUCCGUUUAGAUUCCGAUUAUCAAACAAGCUCUCAAGCUUUGUCUGCCCAUUGGUUURRUUUCGAAGAUCAGGAAAGCAGAAUAGUGGAACAUAGAUGGUGCAUUGGAUCUAGGCAAGGUUCGUGUGACAUAAUUGCCAUGACAUCAACUGGUCUAGAGACAUCUGCAACAGCACACCUAAACCUGCAACAAGGAACUCGUUACUUUACCACAGUGGAAGCCRAAAACUCUGCUGGACUGAAGGUGCUGACGUCAUCUGAUGGAGUUACARUGGACUCCAGUCCACCCAUCAUCGGCAUCAYCUCUUUUGUCCAGCCAAGUGAAGAUACAACUUUAAAAAUGGUGAAUGGCGUAUUUUUUCAAAGUAAUGGAAAACAMUUUMAACUUGAAUGGGGCCAAGUAUCUGAUGAUGAAAGUGGUAUUGCUAGUUUACUWUAUUGUGUGGGGAAAAAUAGAAGYGUGUGUGAUGUUAAGGAAUGGACAGUGUUAGAACCUGAAGCUUCGUCAUUAUUGGGAAAUUUUGAAAMCCCUCUWUCUUCAGGAACAACAAUAUACGUUUCUUUAAAAGCUGAAAAUGGUGCUGGCUUAAGAACCAUAAAGGAGUCUGAUGGACUUCUUCUAGACUGGUCGCCRCCAACUGUCCAAGCGGUGACUGUAGGAAACGUAGCAGSAACGAAAUAUCUACAAGAGGAUGAAGGUUUUGAAGCAAAUUGGAGUGACUUUAAUGACCCUGAAAGUGGAUUGGAUCAUUAUGAGUGGGCAGUGUGUCAAGCAGUCAACCUAGAAGAAUGCUUGACACCUUUUAUUGAUACAGGACUAUCGACGAAAAUAAAGAACGAUAACUUAGACCUAAAGCCAGGCAUUUCAUAUGYACUGAGAGUCAAAGCAUWCAACAAAAUUGGACUUCAUAGCUCCGCUAUUUCCAACAUUUUUGUGACUGACAACUCGUUACCAACCCCCGGUGACGUUUUUGACGGCAAUGACCCAUCUAGUGAUCAAAGUGUACAAAGCUCAUCCAAGACCAUUUCAGCAAACUGGGAUCCAUUCAAAGMUACAAAUUCAAGGAUAAUUAAGUACGAGAUGUGUAUUGGAAGUAGACAAUCAUUCUGUGAUGUGCAUCCAUUUCAAAGCAUUGGUGAUACCYUUGUAGGUGAAGUUACUGGACUGARCUUAGCUCACAAGCAGACAUAUUACACAACUAUUCGCKCAACGAACGACGCAGGAUAUCAAGCGUCAGCAUCAUCGWACGGCRUCAAGAUAGACAAAACAUUGCCCGUGGGAGGGUCAGUACGAGAUGGUAGUGACUCKGAAGAUAUUGACUUUCAAGCAAGCGGCACAUUUAUUUCUGCCAACUGGGAUCAGUUUACUGAUGAGGAAACUGGAAUUUCCAAAUAUGUAUGGUGCGUAGGAACUAUUCCAGGGUCGUGCGACGUUGUUCAAGAAAGAGAAAUCACUGAUGGUAGAACAAAAGUUCAGAUCCAGAUCAACCCWUCAGUUGUUUCUGGAGUAUCAGUCUUUGUAAAAGUAACAGCAGUGAAUGGCGCUGGUGGGAUGAACACCUUGUAUUCUGAUGGAGUGAAGAUUGACAACAGCCCUCCCGAGGUUAAGAAGGUCAAUGAUUUAGAGACAAAUGGCAGUUUGGCUGACAUUGAUUUCCUUACAUCGAAAACAAAGUUCUGUGCAUCAUGGGACGCMGCUGACCAGGAGAGCGGGAUACUCAAGAGUGAAAUUUCAGUUUGUACAGAAAAUAACCGAAAGAACUGCCUGGCCAKUUCUGUUGACGUUGGAAACYGCUCCCUUAUUUGUAUGUCUAACUUGGAUUUUAUACCUGGUGUGAAAUAUAUCACUACUAUCAGCGUGACUAAUGCUGUAGGACUAAGUACCAGUGCAGACUCUGAUGGAUUUACACUUGAUUUCACUCCACCAGUAGGUGGAMAGGUCAAAGUUGGAAACACGUCUAGUGACGUGGAAAGCRCCACAGAUAACUUUGCAAGUUCAGCUAUUAGCGCAAGUUGGAAUGGGUUCUGGGAUAAGGAAACUGCGAUAGUGAAAUAUCACGUCUGUCUUGGGAAUCAUUCAGGCUCUUGUGAAGUUGAAGGCUGGAAAGAUGUGGGACUAAGUACGGAGUAUACAUUUGACGGCACAGACCUUACAUCCGAAAGUAUAUAUUACGUUUCAGUUGUUGCUGAGAACGAUGCCGGUCUGAAGAGUAUCGUGGAAUUUUCGCAAGGAAUAAUCAUCGAUAAAACAGUUCCCAUUUCUGGUGGCGAUGUCGUCUAUGACGGCAUUGAAGAGGGAUCAGACAUCGAAUUCCAGCUAAUUGACUAYGAAAUCAGUGCUAACUGGAAGCCAUUCGAAGAUCCAGAGAGUGGCAUCCUARAAUUAACAUACUGUGURGGUACCACUCCUGGUAAUUGCGAUAUUCUCUCGCGGCAAAACUUGUCGCCAUGGCUACAYAAAAUACGUAAGAUACUCACACAGCCACAAAAAAAUGGUCAMCGGCUUUACGUUACUGUGCAGGCUACAAAUGGCGCCGGUAUAAAAAAGACAUUAUCAUCAGACGGUGUCACCAUUGACAACACUCCAYCCAUACCUGGACAGGUGAAUGRUGGRAAUUCAUCUAAMGAUAUCGACUAUCUUUUUGGGGAGGAUGACGUCUACGUGACGUGGUCGAACUUCAGGGAUGACCAAAGUGGCAUCAAGAACUAUGAAGUAGCGAUUUGCGAAGCUAUAAACAUUAAAGAAUGCCCCCAAAACUAUACAAACGUCAACAAUGUCACAAGUGUUAAGAUUACAGGACUAGAUUUACAUAGUGGAASAUUGUAUCUUGCCAAAGUGAAGGCCACCAACCAAGCGGGUUUAAAGAYAGAAGUGUCAUCGAAUGGUUUUGCAGUUGACUUUACACCCCCUGUCGCAAAGGUUGCUUGGAUUGGACCCAGUGUCGUACGAAAARCGCAGUACGAAGCACACGAUAAAAAGCUUCAUGUUCGGUGGUUUCCAUUUAUUGAUGAUGAAAGUGGAGUUAUGCAAUAUGAAUUGUGUGUUCAAUCGUCAACAUCAUCUGCCGAAUGCACGCCUUAUCAAAGUGUAGGGGAGGUAACCGACUAUGAGCUCACAGGACUAAAUCUCCAGCAUGGUCAAUCCUACUUUGUCAAUAUUAGAGCUACCAAUGGYGUUGGGAUGACUGYGUCUACGAGAACAAAGGACAUCCUAAUCGAUACUACUCCGCCUAAACUUGUUGAUCAAUCUCCCGGCUCCCAUGUGCAUUUCUUUUGUACGGAAGAGCUUGUUAGCGUUAACUGGGAYGAGUUUGAAGAUUCUGAAAGUUACGUGGAUAGAUAUGAAUGGUGUGUUGGGACAGCACCUGGAAAAUGUGACGUCACAGACAGAAAAUCUGURGGACUCAAASUGAUUGGYCGAGAAAUUGUGAAGAGAUUACCAUCCGGAAGCCRUCUCUAUGCARCUGUGCAUGUGUUCAACAAAGCUGGGAUAAAAUCAGUUSUAAUGUCAAAGCAAUGUMUUGUCAUUACAGUUGCUCCUAUGGUAAACAUGGUGUCUGAUUUGGAAUAUAACAGCUYUUCAGAWGUCGAUAUUGACUGGACAUCAAAUAUUAAAACGCUAUCCUUUCAAUGGAGCACUAUCGGGAAAUUCCUUGAUGAUAUCUCACGCCUUGAGGUAGCUGUCACSCGAAGAUCAAAACAUACAACGUUGCCKAGACUUGAACYRGAGAAGUCGUGGAAAGGAGAACCAAUAGCGCAACCCUUUAUGGCUCUCCAUCCCGGUCAACRAAAYGUUACWAUAGAAACUAUUCCUAUUGCACCAUGGGAAGAGUAUCAUGUUGUUAUACGGUUGUUUAAUGGUGGAGAUAUAUAUACCGACAAAAGCAGUGACGGACUMCGCAUCGAGGCGAGUCCACCGUUGACUCGUAAKGUAGACCUUUUAAACAGCGCAGAKGAGGAUGAGAGAAAAAGAUGGYUACCGGAUAUGCAUUUGCCGUUGUUCAAUUUGACUGAACUUGAUCCUGACGUAAAUUAUGUAUCUUCSCCAGAUGACAUCUCUAUCGUCGUAAKUGAUAAACCAAAUGGUACUGACGCAUCUCUUGCCAACUUGAAUAGAGUAUUGGACAGUGAGUUCAGUCCAACUGAGAUUUUUAAACUUGUGGUGAACAGAGUUACGUCAAACUCGAAUGUGACUAACACGACCGAGCAAAGCCUAGAAACUAAGAAGYUCCCAGGGUUUGCAAUCCCUUCYGGGCCAUGUUGUACUAAUCAAAMUCCUCAUUGGCUUGUUAUUGAGUCAGACUUCCAUUACAAACCAACUUCAAGUAGAAAGAUGUUUGGAUCCUGYGUUUUACAAUUGCCUUAUGAACUUGUUGCUGUAAGUUCAUCUCAUGCACUUUUCAUUUUCUCUAAGAAAAAUCGACUUCAUAAGACCAAGRUCUUUUCUGUUGGUGACCAACGAACGAUUUCUAGUUUGUCAUACUCCGAAAACCACUUGGCAGUAGCGUCUAAUUCUCAUAUAAGCAUCCUGAGGCUUAGGUUUAACGGAAACGGCGAGGCAAACWUAGAUUUAGAAGCAUCAUURUCAGCAUCUAGGUGGCCAGGCAUAACAGCUGAAGCAGUUGCAAUARAGAACACCACGUUGGUCACAAGUGGAAAAAGUGCAUCUUUGAAUACASCAGUAGUUUUARUCUUCAAGGGUAAGAAUGGAAUCUGGAAACUUUUAAAAGUACUGCGAAGAUCAGAGAGAGACCUUGUUUUUGGUAACUCACUUGCUUUAAAUGGURAAAUCCUUGCAGUUUYGGCGGGAAAUGAUAAUGUGAUUAUAUAUUCAGCCUACGACUACUCAAUAAUACGGAAAAUUGAUUUGAAGAACUUUUAUGUAGUUAAGCCUUCACUACGCUUGACCAAAGGUAACGCUUUGGUUGCUGUUUCAAAGAAGCCAAACGGAAAAGUUGUAGUGAUUCAAAUAAACACUUCUUUGAAUACAACGAAAACUGUUUGUUCUUACGAUGUUCCAGCAGAUGUCCGCCUUAGUGGUAAAUUUGACUUGAUGGCAAGGGAUGGUGGGACGGUAGUCGCGCUUGGGAUGCAGACAAUGAAAGGUCGUGAUGGAGUGAUACUUACAGGAUUCGACGGAAGCUAUGCGUACCAUCCUUUCCACGAGAAAGGUAAAUGUAUUGGACUUGGAAGAAUCAUAGCUUAUGAAGACGUUCCUCGUGUAGAUGACGGUACACCACGUGCGAGUGUUUCCGCCGAAGGAUCAACAAUUCUCUUUGGUGCACCCGGAAUGAUGACGUGGUCAGGUGGAAGUGAAGAAGACGGUACCGGACGCCUUUAUAGCAUGGUUCAUUGCCCGAGAAACUAUAAAAGAAUUAGGAAUUCAAAUAUUAAAGUGCAAGAUACAUUUCAAUGCGCGCCCUGUGAACCAGGUAGGAAGUCUCAUGGAGCUAUAACGAGUAUUUGUGAAAUUUGCGCAGGUCGUAAAUGUGCAUUGGCACUUGACGAUGAUCCCAUUCAUUUUGUAACUAAGAUUUGCAAUACUUCCCAAUGUCCUCUUGUUAAGAAGUUUGAUAAUGAAACAAACGCCAUGAAGGUUCAACAAGCUGAGCAUACUUUCUUCGAAGAAGGCGCCUUCAACGAAUAUACCGUCCACGUUAUUGAAAUCACCCGCGCAAAGAUGUCGACAACAUCAAAAUCAAAGCCGUUCAUCAUAGAUACAACAUCACCUACUGUAGGCACCGUGUACGAUGGACUUGGAAGCGAUUCUAAAACAAAUUGUUCCAAAAACGAAACCUUUGGUGAGGACAGCCAAUGCUCCACCCGCAAAUUUCARGAUACAGAUAUAGACUACACAAACAUAACAAGUGAAGUCCACGCGCGCUGGGUCGACUUUGCUGAUAAUGAGAGCGACAUCGCAGAGUAUUUCUUUUGCGUCGGUUCAAAACCAAUGAAGGAUGAUAUCCGUCGAUGUGAAAGUAAUGGGUUAAGACAAAAUGCCAGUAAAUUCGAUUUCGACUUCAAGCAAGGUGACACGUAUUACGUGACGGUCGUAGCGUGUAAUGGUGCUCGACGGUGUUCRGCUGGAUAUAGCAAUGGUGUUACCAUAGAUACGACMCCACCUGAAAUGCUGUACGUACGAGAUGGUGUUCUUGGUCCUGACAUAGAUUAUCARGUCUUCGUCGAUAUCAUAUUUGCGUAUUUCAAAGCCAGUGAUCCGGACAGCGGCGUUGCGUCAUACGAAGUAGCCUGGGGCACUUCUCCAGGAAUGAUCGACACUAAGGAAUUUGAAGAAAUAGGAAACACAACUAUCUGGUUUGCUCAGUUCGAAGACAACUCCUUGAAAAAGAACACSAAGUAUUAUGCCACGGCCAGAGCCACAAAUAAAGCUGGUCUCAUGUCAGAAGAUCUAUCCUCCAACGGUGUACUUGUUGGAAAAUCGGAGUAUGUUUUCGAUCAAAAUGCGUCUGCAUCUUUCUUCUUUGACUCAGUUAAUAUGAAUCCUAACGGAACAAGGAAGGACGGGGGUGUUGGACAAACCUAUGGCACUUUAGAUGUCCCUCAAGGAGCCGUGGAAGAUAAAGCAAAGCUCACUUGUUACAGUCUUGAUGAAAUGACCUUGAAGUCGAACAAUUCAGAUGAUGGUCCUGUUGCGAAUCCAGAAACAACCAAACCCAAGCAAUUUAUGCUUGGCAACUACAGCUUCCAAAUCAAAGCUCAUGACCCUCAGAACAACACCCUAAUGGAAGGCUACAAGUUUUCUAAGCCAAUCAAGGUCACCAUGUUUUAUGACGUAGAUAAUUUARUUAAUGCAAAUAGGCGAAUUGUCAACAAUGAUCUGAAUAAGGAAGAUGUUGAUCCUGUACUUUACUUGUGGGAUAUAAAAAAUCAGACUUGGAUCAAUGCCGCCCUAUCAUGUGAAGAACCUUGGUCCCAUGUAAACAGAUCGAUUAAAAUGCUCACUGUUCAGAUCUGCCAUUUAACACAGUUCUCGUUUUUCUGGACGUUCAAGGCUCAGAGAGGCUUAAUGAUGUUUGAUAAGAACUCUUCAGUGUAUGAUUCCAAUGGAAAUAUCUACAUCGAUCGACAAUCAAGCGCCCAGGAGAUCGAAUUACCGGUCAAAAGAUCCAAAGGCUCAUCGGGAAGCAUUGAGGUCUACUGGUCUCUCCACAGCAACCAUUCAGACCUUCACAAAAUAAUGUGGCCUGAAUCAGGGAAAGUACAAUUCCAGGAAGGUCAGUGGGACGCUUCUAUCUCAGUGGUAGUCACAAGUGAUAAAGAAAAAACAGAUGAAAGGACCAUUUUUGUUCGACUUACCAAUGCAACUGGAGGAGCAAUUCUUGCAUCCAAUGAAUCGACUUCAACCAAAUUUGCCAUUUCUUCUAAUCUUGUUGCUGUUCCCAAAACAUCAGCAACCAAAAGUGUUAUCAUUGGUGUAUCCUCAGCCAUAGCAGUAUCAUUGCUGAUCAUACUCAAUGGGGUUAGGCGUCAGCCGUGAAACAUCUUUGUAAGAAAUGAAUACGUGUGAAAAUGCAUGAGAAAAAUAUGAACUUUCAAAGCUUGUGGUUGCCGGACCUGGGUAACAAAUCAAUCAUAAAUUGAUAAAAAUUGGGCAAAAAAAAACACGAUAAAUUCAACGAUAUAUGCCAUUUUUAGGCGUGUUAUUGAGCGUCCCAAAGGGGUUUUUAGGGAACAGGGGGACAAUGUAAAUUUAGCUACGGAAACAAGUAAACAAAGUGCAAAAAAAUUUAGGGAACAAUGCAACACCAAAUAGAGUGAGGAACAGGAGAACAAAUCCCCUUUCACUGAGACAAAAAAAUGUCAGAAUAAGUCAAAAAUGAUAAUGUUAAUAAAUGUGCUUAUAAUAAAUAUUUUUCCGCGUUA